This is a messenger RNA of Eurypyga helias (sunbittern), 217 nucleotides long. Its product is annotated as claudin-10-like. Lineage: Eukaryota; Metazoa; Chordata; Aves; Eurypygiformes; Eurypygidae. Gene Ontology annotation, cellular component: plasma membrane; bicellular tight junction. Gene Ontology annotation, biological process: bicellular tight junction assembly; cell adhesion. The transcript has a single exon. The annotation marks the transcript as partial. Gene Ontology annotation, molecular function: structural molecule activity. The record is from RefSeq and is a predicted model, not a curated record.
AUGUCUGCUGCGUUGGAAAUCGUUGGUUUUCUUUUGUGCUUGGGUGGGUGGGCAAUUAUUGGAGCUACUUUGCCGAAUAAUUACUGGAAAGUCUCCAGUAUACACGGCAGUGUGAUCACAACGUCCACGUUGUAUGAAAACCUGUGGAAGAGCUGUGCGGAAGACAGCACUGGAGUAUCCAACUGUAGAGACUUUGACUCUAUGCUUGCACUGCCUG